This is a messenger RNA of Mizuhopecten yessoensis (Yesso scallop), 1283 nucleotides long. RefSeq names its product L-threonine 3-dehydrogenase-like. Gene Ontology annotation, molecular function: oxidoreductase activity; zinc ion binding. The record is from RefSeq and is a predicted model, not a curated record. Lineage: Eukaryota; Metazoa; Mollusca; Bivalvia; Pectinida; Pectinidae. The transcript has 2 exons. Bases 259 to 933 code for a protein of 224 amino acids.
UUUCAGAGACUAUUAAACCAGUAUAUUUAUUCACCUCUGGUUAUUCUACCCUUCAGCAUUUGUUGUCCCGAGCGCACAGAAAUUCGUUCAAUAUUAUAAAUCUAUUUACAUAAAUGUAUAUUUACUUGCAUGUAUAACAUUCCUAUAAGAUGUGAUACAUGUGGUCAUUAGAAUAUAAUAUUGUUACAUAUAGCGCCAUGACCUUCCGUACCCUUUGUAGAUAACGCCCGCCAUACUUGAUAACACGCAGCGAACAAGAUGGCUUCCACCGGUACAGUACCCGCGACAAUGAAAGCUUUAGUGAAGACAAAGGAAGCUGUUUCAUUCGAUCUACAGACCGUACCCGUGCCGGAACCGACGGGCGACGAGGUGUUGAUAAAAGUGGACGCAGUGUCGGUAUGUGGUUCCGACAUCAACAUGUACACAUGGAAUGAUGUGGCCAAAGUCAUAGCAACGAUACCGUUUACGCCCGGCCACGAGUGUGCAGGUACGGUAGUCAAGUGUGGACCAGACGCCGACAUACCGGUGGGCAGUAAAGUCGGCGUAGAGAAUCAUUACUACUGCGGAACAUGUUACCAGUGUACGCAUGACACCCGCGAAAUAUGUCUCAACAUGGGGCAGUUCGGACACGGGAGGCAGACGCCGUAUGGAGGAUGUUCCGAGUACACAAUAGUUCCUGCCAAGUUUCUAUACGUACUCAAACGAUCUCUGACACCCGACCAGAUCGCAAUGCUGGAGCCCCUUGGCGUCGCCCACAAUGCGGUGGAGCGACUCGACUGUAGGGGAGAAGAUGUACUGGUCAUCGGCUGUGGGGCCGUGGGUAUCCUGGUGCAGAAAGUCGCCAGGUCUAUGGGGGCCAAGAGGUACGUACAAAGUUAUCUCGCAUUGAGCAACACAUCUGCAUCGCUUACACAAUUUAUGGAUUCAAAAUAACUUGCAGUAUAUCAAACGCAAAAAUACUCUAACUUUAUUCACAUUGGCGAUCACAAAUAUGUAUGGACGUCAAGGAGUGUAAAAAAGUUUCUCAAGCAGUACCGCACAUGCAUCAUAAUCAGAGGGUCAUAAAAUGUAUAAACGCCGAGAAAUAUCACACCUAAUUUAUAAUGAAACUAAUGGUCAAGUAGUCUAUGGACACAGAGAAAGAAGUACAUAAAGGCGAGCGCUCUGUAACUCACUUGAUUUGGAUGUACAUCAUACUCACACUGUACUCAGACCAGCGGUCACGCAUUAAAAGACAAUGGAAAGCGCAGAGAAUCGCACAUACGGGGUCAGAAAAAUAUAUG